AUGGAAAGACUCUCUGUUGUGGAGUAUCUCACGAUGCGAUACUUAAAUGAAAGAGAAGCAAAAAGACUCCUUCCAUACGAUGAGGACCUGGUGGAGAGAGUGCAGUUUCUCCUGCAGAGACAGAAAACAAGACAGCAGGAAGAAGAAAAUAAAAACAGAAUAAAAGAGCACAUAUACAAGAUAGAAAUAGACAGGCUGGAGUGGAUGCUAACAGAGUAUCUCCUACUUCGCCUCGAGAAGAUAAGAAACAACUUCUACAUAAAAAAUGAGCAGCUUCUCUCGGAAAAAGAAAAAGAGUACUACACCGCGUACAUCCUCAUAAACAAAGAAGAAAAGAUCUACACCCCGCUAAAAGACAUCCCAGAAAGACACAAAGAAAAAAACAGCACAGAGGUCCAUGGAAUAUACGUACUAGACACGAUACAAGAUAUAGCAAUAGACGGAGAAAUGCUGUCUUUUUCCCCAGGCGAGUUUCUUAUAGGGGACAUUGCACAGGCUGAAGAGCUGGUGAACGACCUCAGCGUUCUCCUGGUGUAG
Nematocida minor is the source of this 537-nucleotide messenger RNA. RefSeq lists its product as uncharacterized. The transcript has a single exon. Gene Ontology annotation, biological process: DNA-templated DNA replication; double-strand break repair via break-induced replication. The record is from RefSeq and is a predicted model, not a curated record. The coding region runs from base 1 to 537 and encodes 178 amino acids. Gene Ontology annotation, cellular component: GINS complex. NCBI's taxonomy places the organism in Eukaryota, Fungi, Microsporidia.